AUGCGUUCGAAUUCAGAAUCGUUUGAAGUUUACGGACGCGUGUACAGCCCAUACAAUGAAUUGCGAGAGCUAGCCGAUGAAUCAAGCCGGUAUUUCUAUCCUACCGGUAAAAUUCCGUACCAAUUCAUCGACCUCGUAUUGUUGAAGUGCUUAAUUGGCACUAAGGCGGUUUCGAACCUACCGAUCGAUCGUGCACUCACCGCAGAACCUGAUACUGACUGCGAUACACCUACCCUCGGCCCUGAGAAGUAG
This is a messenger RNA of Necator americanus (New World hookworm), 252 nucleotides long. RefSeq lists its product as uncharacterized. The transcript has a single exon. Bases 1 to 252 code for a protein of 83 amino acids. The record is from RefSeq and is a predicted model, not a curated record. Lineage: Eukaryota; Metazoa; Nematoda; Chromadorea; Rhabditida; Ancylostomatidae.